UUAUCAAGCAUAAGCGCAAAAGGUUUCAAGAAGACAACAUAUAAGCACAUACGGCAAAAUAAUGCACAAGAUUUUCUUCAUUCAAGCAGAGUUUCUGCCAUGAUCGUAUUAAAGUCUAGGUCUGAAAUGCAAAGUCCAACUAUUGAAAAGGAUAAUAGUUAUCAAGAAUAA
Molecule: messenger RNA, 171 nt
Organism: Funneliformis caledonium
Lineage: Eukaryota; Fungi; Glomeromycota; Glomeromycetes; Glomerales; Glomeraceae
Source: the annotation of a GenBank genome assembly